AUGCAUCGACUUUUUGCUGAGCUGGAGCCAUCUGUAACCGUCACCGAGCAAAACCUGGCAGACCGAGUUCGGUAUAUCUUGCGCUCAAAUACAUUUGAUGUCACCGAACUCGAACGGCUACGACGUGAGGCUGUUCCUUCAUCGGGUGAAAAUGCUGCGGCUGAAGAUGCGGCGCCACAACUUGCCGAGCAAACGGCAAAUGUGGAUGCCGCCGUGAAUACGCCAGUUGUGGUUGAUUCAAACGAUGAUGGAACAGUCGCCCAGGAACUGGAACUAGAGCAAAUGAGGAGUACAUUGGAAGAGGCGAUUGUGGAAACGCGCAGUACGACUCUCGAAAAUCGACCGCGACUUCCCCGCUUAGCCCUAAGCAAGCGGAAUCGGGCUGUCGUGAGGGCUCUGAACCCAAUGCUGGUUACCUAUUUGGAAGCCAGCCGGGACCUUUGCGAUACGGACUCAAUUCUUUUUGGCGCCGCACUGGCAGUCUGCCGUAUUAUAGGUGCCAAACUUUCCACGGCUGGACGCGCUACUGGACAAAGUAGUGCUAUCCCAGCCUGGAGAAUAAGAAUUGAAGAACGUAUCGCAAAGGCUAGGGCCCUCAUCGGCAGACUGAUAUGCUUCAGGUCAGGCAAUACCAGGCCAAGGAUUGUGCGCACCGUCAGGAUGGCGUUUGCUGGGACAAAUGUUAGUUUGUCCCAGCCGGAUAUAAUGCAAAAACUGACGGAGCGCAUAGACGACCUGAAGCAAAGAAUAGCUGCUUGGGGAAAGCGGAUUCGGCGAUAUACCGAGAGGUCGACACGGUUCAACCAGAAUCGUCUCUUCCAGAGUGAUCAGAAGAGGCUCUAUAAAUCAUUGGAGCGACCAAUAGUAAGUGGAACGGGCCCUGCACCAAAUCAGGCCGACAUGGUCGCAUUCUGGCGCAGCCUGUGGUCAGAGCCCGUAAACCACAACGAGGGCCCUUGGACGGAAGUUGUGGCGAGUCAGUGUGCGAGUAUUACGCCCAUGGACCCCGUCAUCAUAACGCCGGAUGACGUAGCUGAGGCGGUCCGUAGGGCCCCGAACUGGAAAAGUCCGGGGCUUGACGGGCUGCAUCACUACUGGCUGAAGGGGUUCAUGUAUGAAGAAAUGGAGUCCGACGCAUACGAUUACGGCGGUGGUAGUGGUUAUGUCAGUGAGGAAAAAGCCGUAGUUGAGCACUGCAGGCCAAAGCUUGUCAUUGAAAUGCCCACGCUGGCACCCCUGUUGUUUGAAGCUGAAACUAUUAUUACUGAAAAGUCUUCAGAAGAAGUCCAUGUUCAUUCACCAUCACAAGAUGAGUAA
Parnassius apollo (apollo) is the source of this 1317-nucleotide messenger RNA. Lineage: Eukaryota; Metazoa; Arthropoda; Insecta; Lepidoptera; Papilionidae. The record is from the annotation of a GenBank genome assembly.